Messenger RNA from Tribolium madens (black flour beetle), 2505 nucleotides. RefSeq names its product heat shock protein 83 (gene Hsp83). NCBI's taxonomy places the organism in Eukaryota, Metazoa, Arthropoda, Insecta, Coleoptera, Tenebrionidae. Bases 163 to 2328 code for a protein of 721 amino acids. The record is from RefSeq and is a predicted model, not a curated record. Gene Ontology annotation, molecular function: ATP binding; disordered domain specific binding; ATP-dependent protein folding chaperone. Gene Ontology annotation, cellular component: cytosol; plasma membrane; protein-containing complex. Gene Ontology annotation, biological process: cellular response to heat; protein folding; protein stabilization. The transcript is spliced from 2 exons.
UCUCGAAUAGUCUAGAACGCAGGAGGCUAUAUAAGCAACCGAACAAACACGAAUCGCUCAGAGUUGAAAAAGCAAGCGCUAAGUGAAGAGUUACAAAAGCGAUAAAUUUUCCAAAGCGAUUUUUUAAAGUGAUUUUUGAGUGUGUGCAUUAAUUUAAACAAGAUGCCUGAAGAAAACCAGAAUGGAGAUGUCGAAACCUUCGCCUUCCAGGCGGAAAUCGCCCAGUUGAUGAGUCUGAUCAUCAACACCUUCUACUCAAAUAAAGAAAUCUUUCUCCGGGAAUUGAUUUCUAAUUCUUCAGAUGCGUUGGAUAAAAUCCGUUAUGAGUCCUUGACCAAUCCUUCUAGACUAGAUUCGGGCAAAGACCUCUACAUCAAGAUCAUUCCUAACAAAAAUGACGGGACCUUGACCAUUAUUGAUACCGGUAUCGGUAUGACUAAAGCCGAUUUGGUUAAUAAUUUGGGUACCAUCGCCAAAUCCGGAACCAAAGCUUUCAUGGAGGCCCUUCAAGCCGGUGCUGACAUCAGCAUGAUUGGUCAAUUCGGUGUUGGUUUCUAUUCGGCUUACCUAGUCGCUGAUAAGGUCACAGUCGUGUCGAAACAUAACGAUGAUGAGCAGUAUGUUUGGGAAUCUUCAGCUGGAGGUAGUUUUACCGUGACACUAGACCGAGGCGAACCGUUGGGCCGUGGCACCAAAAUUGUCCUUCACAUGAAAGAAGACCAAACUGAAUUUUUGGAAGAACAUAAAAUUAAAGAAAUUGUGAAGAAACACUCUCAGUUCAUUGGAUAUCCGAUCAAAUUGGUUGUGGAGAAAGAACGGGAGAAGGAAUUGAGCGAUGAUGAGGCCGAAGAAGAGAAGAAAGAGGAAGAAGCUGAAGAUAAAGAUAAAGACAAACCAAAGAUUGAGGAUGUAGGCGAGGAUGAAGAUGAAGAUACCAAAAAGGAAGACAAGAAGAAAAAGAAAACAAUUAAAGAAAAAUAUACAGAAGAUGAAGAAUUAAACAAAACCAAGCCGAUUUGGACCAGAAAUGCUGAUGAUAUUAGUCAAGAAGAAUAUGGGGAAUUCUACAAAUCGUUGACUAAUGACUGGGAAGAUCAUUUGGCCGUCAAACAUUUCAGUGUUGAAGGUCAAUUGGAGUUCCGUGCCCUCUUGUUUGUUCCACGUCGCGUACCAUUCGAUCUCUUCGAAAACAAAAAACGUAAGAACAACAUUAAAUUAUACGUCAGGAGGGUUUUCAUCAUGGACAACUGCGAAGAACUCAUCCCUGAAUAUUUGAACUUCAUUAAGGGUGUUGUCGACUCGGAAGAUUUGCCUUUGAACAUUUCCCGUGAGAUGUUACAACAAAAUAAGAUCUUGAAGGUUAUUCGUAAGAAUUUGGUGAAGAAAUGCUUAGAAUUGUUCGAGGAAUUGGCCGAAGAUAAGGACGGCUACAAGAAAUUCUAUGAACAAUUCUCCAAGAAUAUUAAAUUGGGUAUCCAUGAAGAUUCGCAAAACAGGGCCAAAUUGUCUGAAUUGCUCCGUUAUCACACUUCUGCAAGUGGCGAUGAGGCUUGCUCUUUGAAAGAAUACGUGAGCCGCAUAAAGCCUAACCAGAAACACAUCUACUACAUCACUGGUGAAAGUAAGGAGCAAGUGGCCAACUCGUCGUUUGUUGAGAGGGUCAAGAAACGCGGUUUCGAAGUCGUUUACAUGACUGAACCCAUCGAUGAGUACGUCGUCCAACAGAUGAAAGAAUUCGAUGGCAAAACCCUUGUCUCAGUUACAAAGGAAGGUCUCGAAUUACCUGAAGAUGAAGAAGAGAAGAAGAAACGUGAAGAAGACAAAGCCAAAUUCGAGGGACUUUGCAAGGUGAUGAAGAGUAUUCUCGACAACAAGGUCGAGAAGGUCGUGGUGUCGAACCGUCUAGUCGAAUCUCCAUGCUGUAUUGUGACGUCACAGUAUGGUUGGACUGCCAAUAUGGAACGUAUCAUGAAAGCCCAAGCUUUGAGAGAUACAUCCACCAUGGGUUACAUGGCCGCUAAGAAGCACCUUGAGAUCAAUCCCGACCACUCUAUUAUCGAGAAUUUGAGGCAGAAGGCCGAGGCUGAUAAGAAUGACAAGGCUGUUAAAGACUUGGUCAUCCUUUUGUUCGAGACUGCCUUACUUAGCUCUGGUUUCACCUUGGAUGAGCCACAAGUCCACGCGUCUAGAAUCUACAGAAUGAUCAAGUUGGGCUUGGGUAUUGAUGAAGAGGAAGCCAUGAUUACAGAAGACGCACAAGGAGGUGAUGCACCCUCUGCUGAUGCUGCCGAGUCGGAAGACGCGUCUAGGAUGGAGGAAGUUGAUUAAGUGUUCUGAUGUUAGGACAUGUGUUCUAGUAUGUUCUAAAUGUCAUUCCUAGUGUUUUUUUUUUAUAUUUCUAAUUAUUUUUAUAAAAAAUGAAGUAUUAUUUUGGCGGCCUGUUGCCGUGUUAACACCUGUUAAGUCUGAUUUCGUUUUUUGUGAAUAAAUUAUUGCUCUAAUAAA